Molecule: messenger RNA, 5632 nt
Organism: Lepidothrix coronata (blue-crowned manakin)
Lineage: Eukaryota; Metazoa; Chordata; Aves; Passeriformes; Pipridae
Gene: HOOK1
Product: hook microtubule tethering protein 1
Exons: 22
Coding region: 73-2229 (718 amino acids)
Biological process (GO): cytoplasmic microtubule organization; cytoskeleton-dependent intracellular transport
Cellular component (GO): centrosome; cytoplasm
Molecular function (GO): dynein light intermediate chain binding; microtubule binding
Source: RefSeq, a predicted model, not a curated record
CGGAGCGGAGCCGCGACCGGAGCCGCCGAGCGGGGGCGGCUUGAGAGUGAGGGAGUCGGGGCUGCGGCCGCGAUGGAGCCAAAACCGGCGGAUCCGCUGCUGUGCGACAGCCUCAUCCUCUGGCUGCAGACCUUCAAUACUGCUGCACCUUGCAGAGAUGUUCAGGACCUGACUAAUGGGGUUGCCAUGGCACAAGUGCUUCACCAGAUAGACGUUGCUUGGUUUGAUGCCUCUUGGCUAAAUCGCAUUAAAGAUGAUGUUGGUGACAACUGGAGAAUAAAGUCCAGUAAUCUGAAGAAGAUACUGCAAGGAAUUAUGGACUACUACCAUGAGUUCUUGGGUCAGCAGAUUUCAGAAGAGCUUAUUCCAGACUUAAACCAGAUAUCUGAGAACUCAGAUCCCACUGAACUGGGCAGGCUUCUGCAGCUUAUUUUAGGUUGUGCAGUCAACUGUGAGAGGAAACAAGAACACAUACAAAAUAUCAUGACCCUUGAAGAGUCUGUUCAGCAUGUUGUCAUGACAGCCAUUCAAGAGCUCAUGAGCAAGGAAGUAACGAGUCCUUCCACCUGUGAUGCAUCAAGUGAAAUGGAACAGCAGCUUAAAAGAGCCUUGGAGGAUCUUCAGGAAGCGUUAGCAGAAAAAGAAGAGUUGGCACAAAGAUGUCAAGAGCUUGAUUUGCAGGUAGCUGCCCUCCAGGAUGAAAAAAACAGCUUGAUGUCAGAAAAUGAGAUUAUGAAUGACAGACUAGAGCAAUUAGACGACUCUCUUGAUGAUCCAAAUACUGUGGUUGCAAAAAAGUAUUUUAAUGCACAGUUGCAGCUGGAGCAAUUGCAAGAAGAAAACUUCAGGCUUGAAGCUGCAAAAGAUGAUUAUCGUGUCCAUUGUGAAGAUCUAGAAAAACAACUGAUUGAACUGCAACAUAGAAACAAUGAACUGACCUCUCUGGCAGAAGAAUCUAGAGCCUUGAAAGAUGAAAAUGAUAUUCUUAGAGCUACUGCAGACAAGGCAAGUAAGCUGGAAUCAACUGUGGAAGUGUAUCGGAAGAAGCUGCAGGAUCUGAACGACUUCCGCAGACAGGUCAAGUCGCUGCAGGAGACCAACAUGAUGUACAUGCACAACACAGUCAGCCUGGAGGAUGAGCUGAAGAAAGCCAACGCAGCACGAGCCCAGCUGGAGACCUACAAACGACAGGUCCAAGAGCUUCAUAACAAACUGUCUGAAGAAUCCAAAAGAGCUGAUAAGCUGGCAUUUGAAAUGAAGAGACUUGAAGAAAAACAUGAGGCUUUAAUCAAAGAAAAAGAGAGACUGAUAGUGCAGUGUGAUGCAUUAAAAGAAACAAAUGAAGAGCUCCGGUGUUCACAGAUGCAGCAGGAUCACCUGAGUCAAACAGGUGGCUCUCGUGUUAAAAGCCAUGAGAAUCUUGCUGCUGAAAUUCUGCCAGUGGAAUACAGAGAAAUGUUUAUUCGGCUGCAGCAUGAAAAUAAGAUGCUCCUGUUGAAACAGGAAGGGUCAGAAAAUGAGCGUAUUGCAGAGCUCCAGGAACAGCUGGAGCAGAAGCACCGGACAGUGAACGAACUGGAAACUGAGAAAAGGCUGAAUGAAGAGCGUAUUGGGGGAUUACAGCAGCAGAUUGAAGAUCUGCAAAAGACUUUGCAGGAGCAGGGAUCCAAGACUGAAGGAUCCAGCAACCUGAAGCAGAAGUUGGCAGCACACAUGGAAAAGUUGAACGAAGUUCAUGAUGAGUUACAGAAGAAAGAGGCUGAUCUUGCAGAGCUCCAGCCUGAUGACAGUCAGAACCCCCAGAAGAUUGGAGAGCUGGAAGCAGCUUUACGAAAAAAAGAUGAGGAUAUGAAAGCAAUGGAAGAAAGAUAUAAAAUGUACCUUGAGAAAGCAAGAAAUGUGAUAAAAACCUUAGACCCCAAGCUAAAUCCAGCAUCAGCAGAAAUUAUGUUGCUCAGAAAACAGAUACUGGAGAAAGACAAAAAAAUUGAAGCACUAGAGAAUGAAUACAAACUGGCUAAGCUACGUGAUUAUGAGGAAAAGCUAAUUGUAACUGCGUGGUAUAACAAGAGCCUGACUCUGCAGAAGCUGGGUAUGGAAGCAAGGCUGGUUGGCAGCAGUGGUGCCUGCAAAGAUGGGCCUGGACGCUCCUUCCUGGCUCAGCAACGUCACGUCACCACCACCAGGAGGAAUCUCACUGUUAAAGUACCAGGGGCAACAUCUGAUUAAACCACAAGGACCAUGAGGAAAACUUACCUGCUGAAGUGUCCUUAAAUGUUUUAUAGCUUCCACUUUACUUGAGGAAAGAGGAGGUUAGAACUGGGCAGCUGCAAAUUCAACAUCAGAACUAUCAAGGAGUGAUUAAUUUGAUCAGUGGUGUGUGUAGAAGGUAGCACGUAGUUUUCCAAGUAGAUUUGAUAACUGCAGUACCUAUUUACAAGCACAACGUAAAAGAUUUAUAUUUGCCUUCAGAUUAUAUUGUAAAUAUGAAAUUUGGCACUAUAUAUUUAAAACUUUAUUUAAUGGGUUUGGGCUAGAAAGUUGACUUUUAUAACGGGAAGAUGUUAUGCAAAAAUUUACUUCAGGAAACUGGCAAUAUUGGGCAUUUUUGCUGGGCUCUUCUAAAAAUAGAUUUAAAAGAUUGGUACCAUGUUUUAAAAAAACACAGGUUUUUUUAGAAUAGAAAGUACAGUUUUAAAUGCAAGAAAAUACUUGCAUUUAUAGAAAAAGAAAAUAAAGGUAUAGUACCAGUACAGAAGACAGGAUUUGUUUCGUAAGAAGCAGAAUUACUCAGUUUAGUAAAAAAAAAAAAGCUUAAGUUACUCAGUUUAGUAAAAAAAAAAGCUUAAGUUUGUGCAUAUACACACUAAAGAAAACCUGUCUUUAAGAUGCUGAAUUCACUUAAGCCAAAAAAGCUUGUCUUUUCCUGUGUAAGAGAAAGCUAUAAUAAUAAUAAUAAUUCAAAAGUCUGGGCUGUAUUUUAAAGUCUGGCAUAUUCAUAUGCUGCAUUUAUUUGCAGAAGGGGAAUUAGGUGGGAAGGAGCCCCAUUUAUUUCAACCUAUUUAUACAACCCUCUGCAUGGAAAUUAAUUUUUCUUUUUUAAAUGUAGUUUUCACUUCAGUUAUUCUCAACUGAGUACUAGGCAGAGAAAUGAAAGAUGGCUUUGACAGUUGUUGGCAGUGAGAGAAGUGCAUAAACUAUAAUAGUGUGAUAGAAGAUGAAAAAGGGAUUGAUAUCUGAAAUUCGUGUGCAGGAAGUUGCUGUCUUUCACAGAAUUUGUCACUUUAUUUUCCAAAUGUCUUAUUUUUGUUUUGAAUUGUAUUUUUAGGAAACCUGUCAAUGUCUGUUCUUCUUCGCAGACUGUCUAGAACAAAUUCAUUAUGCCAGUAGUUAAAUGAAAUAAAAUUGCAGCAGCCUGUAAAAUAAAAUGAAUACACUUAAGCUAAGUAUUUGAGGAUGGUGUACUAGAGCAUCAUCUAAUACAAAACUCAACCACAUUUGUGAAUGAAAACACACCUGUCUCACCAUAUUUGAUCUGAGAGCAGAAUUCAGCUUUGCAGAAUUUAAGUCUUGAAUUAUGAAAUUUGGGUAGUCUUUCAUUUUACAUGCCUCUCACUAUGGCUUGUUAUUUGAUUUCUUCCUUCCCCAACAUCUUAAAUUCUUUAUUGGGCAUUGCAUGCAAUGCCAGGGAAAAGGCAAGUAUUAAUUUCUAAUACUUAAGGUUGCUUCUUAGUUGUGGUCGUUGUUUUACAGUGCUGUACAUUUAGGCAUUCAACAGAUUUCCUCCUUCAAAAAGCACUGUUUAAAAGCCAGUCUCAUGCUACAUAUGUUGUGAGAGCAGAGAACGUGCCAGACAAGUGGCUCUUGAAGAGUUUUGUCUGUCUGGUGCUGUUCUUUGGGACUCUAUGCUUGGACUACCUCUUGGGUUUUGAGGUCUUUUAUUGCUGCAGUGAUAUUAGUGGAGUUUGUGUUUUUAAGAUACAGUUGCUUGUUCACUCUGCUGGUAGUGUGGGAGAUGGUGGUGAGCAGUGGAGCAGGAGAUUCAGUCUUAGCAAGAUGCUUACAUUCCUAAAGCCUGGUCUGUGGUGUGGUGUAGUGAAAUGUGAAGCUGUCACUGAUGGUGUUGAGUGGGUCUCUUAACCCUCGUUCUUUGCAGCAUGGAAACUUUCAUGGACGUCCCUCAAAUACUCAUCUAGUUUGUAGGCUUGAUGCAUUUGUUGUACUUCUCACAGUAGUAGAGCUGUGUCAGUCAGUGUCUGUCAGGUGCUGAAUAGUGACAAACUUGGAGCAAAUGUCUUUGACUUGCACUUCUCAAAACUGCAGACCCUGGGACCAAAAAUAAGCAAGAACCUCCUUAUCAUUUAAUUGGAAGUUUGUCUUCUAACUAGUGAUGGAAGAAUUUCAAUCCGAAACUACAGGCAGGGAUCAGCCUUUUUCAGGGCACACUUGUCCCCAUAGUCUCACUGGGGUUGCCAAAAAUUAAUCAGGUUUUCAGAUAUUGAAUAAAAUGUUGCUUAUUCGGGACUUUUCCAAACUGUUAGAAGUUAAGCCUGUGAAUAUAACUUAAGGGUUUCUUUGGGAUUGAGAACCUGUUUAAGAGCAGCUGUUCUACAACUGGUAAAACUUGGGUUGUGUCCUAUGAAUGAGGAACUGAUCUUUAGAAAUAAAUAUUGGAUUAUAAGCCAUGGUGGUGUGUUCACUUCAGCUCCUCUGGCUGUGCAGGAAGGACCAUUAGAUGAGUAUAAUUUUAAUCUUUGCUUCAUUCAUGUCAAACAAAAGAAGCUACUAAUGCCAUUGCUGUUUUACAGCCGAGUUGUAUCCAACAUGUAGCAGCAGAGCCCUGUCAAUAGGUGUCCUUUUAUGCACCACUGCUGAGGCAGGACAAAGAAAGAAGGCCACUGUCUCUGCUGCAAGAUGAAUUCAUACCAUCCCAUCAGCACAGUUAGGAACACAUCCAAAUAUGAGGUGAAACCACUGAAUACUGGUGAAGUUAAACAGGAUUAUUAGCAAUUUAGCCAGUUUCCAGUAAAACGGGUAAUACAGAUCCAAAGAAACAACAAAUAUGUUCUGAUUGACAUAUCAUUUGUUAAUUAUUUUUUAUAUAAGAUUACUAUGGAAGAGAAGUUUUAUAGCAAUAAUACAAAUUCUGGACUAGUGAGUUCUUUUACUCAAGAUGGGCAGCAGUUUUGAGAAGAUUCUUUGCAACAACUUUAUUAUAGUGGAUUAAGAAACAUUCACUGAAAAUAAAUUUUCACCUGAUUUUUUGGUUCAUUAAAAAUAUAUAUAUGGGUAUUUUAUUUUAUAUGAUAUACACUUACUUGGAAAUAAGUAAUAUAAGCAAUACUGAUGUUCUAUUUAGGUAGCCAUAAAUAGAUUAGAAAUUAGAAAAUAAAAACAAUUGUUUAAGAGUUGGUAAUGUCUAGUACAGUAAUUUUCUUACAUGUUUCUUUUUUUCCUUCCCCUAAUGCUAGACUUAAAGUUUUCGGUGUAUCGGUGUCUACAUCUUCUGUUUAAAACAAAUGUAAACACUGUGUUGCAUAGAACUUGAAAAUUGCACUAAUUUUUAAACUUUUGGUUUUAUUUUUUUCUUUGGAAAGAGUUCUUUUAUAUUCACAUAAAGAUUUUUAAAAUU